Sphaerulina musiva SO2202 is the source of this 3356-nucleotide messenger RNA. RefSeq lists its product as uncharacterized. Bases 26 to 3292 code for a protein of 1088 amino acids. The transcript has a single exon. Lineage: Eukaryota; Fungi; Ascomycota; Dothideomycetes; Mycosphaerellales; Mycosphaerellaceae. The record is from RefSeq and is a predicted model, not a curated record.
GCCAGCACGCGCUUCUAAUUGAUGCAUGCCACAUGGACGACUGACGGCGCUCGGCAAGCAGCUGCGUCAAGUGCUUGCCACGAUCUCGAGAUCGCAAACUGCCCAUGCCUGUCCAGCCACUGCACGACGAAAUACUUCCUAUACGCAACAACCUGCGCUCCAUGCCACCGAUGCUCCCAAUGGCAUCGCGAAUAGGACGACAGCCAGAGCUUCUGCUGCGACAAAUGGGGAACAGCUGCUGAACUUCAAUCCUAUAUCUGCGGCAGAUGGGUUAGAUCCGCAUGAAUCCAAUAAAACAUCUGCGGCAGAUGGGUCACAAUCGCAUGAGUUCAAUCAUGUACCUGCAGCUUCACGCCAGAGAUUCCGCGCGAGACACUCCCGCUGCAAAAGAGGAGUCGAUCCUAUUGGCAGUGCCUUGAGGGCAACUGGAAAGGCCCACUUGCAUUUCGUACGCUCUACACAUAUGCCAAACCUGCAUUCUCGUUCUCGCGACCCGAAACGUCGAAUUGGAUCCAAGAAUAAGCGCAGGCGAGCGGCUGCUGGCGCAGUCUCUCUUCAGAGCAUAUUAGGGAACUUUAUGAAAGCAGGGGACUGGGGUGUAGAUCCAUUGUCAGCUGACUGGCAGACCACUUACUCGCCUUCUAUCCAAGAGGCUGAGCACUUACGCGUGAGGGGGUAUGAUGUACAAGACGUGGCAGCAUGGGCAGCCAUUAUUGGCAACGAAGAUGUCUUCGAGGCUGCAAACACGCUUGCCACACGUAACAGGAGCAGCGGUGUAUUCGCUACGCCUUUGUUCGUCUUCCUCAAGCUGCUUCGUCGACCCGAUAUACUUGCUGGAAGCCUUCGAGUCUUGCUGGAGUUGGCAUAUACCAUUUUCGGCGAGAGGGCAAAGCUGUUAGCAUAUCCGCGAAGCGAUGAUGACGCCCGUUUCAUUGCUGUUGUCCGACUGCUUCGCCAUGCGCGAGAGCUGUGGCCAGCUAGUGUACUUAGUAUCGUACAGCUCUAUCUCCGUGGGCCUCAGCUGGAUCGAGCCACGGAAACGGACUCUCAGCUGUAUCGCUUUGCGGAAGUGGACACCUGCAAGUACUUGUCCACUGAAACGUACCGGCUGAAUAAGCUCAUGAGUCUCGUCUCGUUAUCGACAAGCGAGCAGCCCUUCAAGAAUUGUGACCAUCAAGAAGCCGCAUUAAUUCCAAUCUUGCGUUACAUGUCCGAGUAUGAACCUCCUCUGCACAUUGAUAGGCAAGGCUACCGAGCAGUGAUUCGCAUCCAGCUUGCACAACGCAAGACUUCUGACGAGCAACAAUGGGCCGGGCUGCAAGCGCUCUCGUGGCCACCAUGGAAAGAGGACCGCACAGGCAUGGAUGCACUAAUCACGAAGCAUGGCCAUGGCACGUCUAGGGCCAGUAAAACACUUCUCCGGAUGCGCGAGGCUGGCUAUAGGCCGUUGAAAUGGGAGCAGUUGGCCCAAAUUUAUGCUGGUUGGGACGUUGACGGAACACCGACUAUACAGACGAGAGCGCGCCUUGAAGAACCUGGGCUGUGGCUGUCAAAGAGCUCGCCAAAUUCUAUUUUCGAAUCUGCGCAAUGGGCAGCACGCAUUAUAACCACCCGCACUAUACAAGAGGCCUGGGCAUGCUAUUUAGCGUGGGAAGGUAAACAAUUGCCGCCAUCUCAAGAUGUGUUCCUCGCUAUUGCCAUGAAACUGCGUGAAGAGGCUCGACGGCCCCAUUUGGAGCACAAGCGUGCUUCACAGGCAGCUCAGCAGAAGGCUUGGCCGCUAUUCCCAGGGGAUGUCAAAGAGCUGUCGCCUUUGCCACCUUCCACCCAUCUCGAAACAUACACUCGGACUCCUCCUCCUCCCAAUUUGCAGGACUUCUACGAGGAUCUGAGAGAGAAGGGUUUUCGUCUACGCGGCUACACUCUAGCUUACUUCAUUCGCCAUGCUCGUACAUUGCCGUUCGGCCUGGCAUUGAUUCGGCACAGCGCAAGACAAUAUCCUGGCCUCACUCACAUGCUCUCGCGCCAACAAACACCUGAAUUAACGAAGGUGCCUCCGGUCAUCUACAAUGCUGUUGUCACGCUAUUCUCUCGCUUUGCGUAUGUGCCCCCGCUCGUCGACAUUUCCAGUGCGCCAUCAUCUAUUAACGAAACGAGCUCAUUCGUUCAAGACGACUUGAAUCAUAGCAGUGGCAUGAAUCAUCGCAGUGGCAUCGUGCAUGCCAUUCACCUCCUGCGAUUACGUCCAGCAUCUGCUGUGCACAUGUGGGACGCGGUCCAUCAAGGAUUGACUCGAGAGCGCAACAUCAGUUUUUUGGAGACAUUUCCAUUUGACCGCACUGUCCCGGCCAGUAGUGAGCAUUCUGCAGAAGAUAUAAGCGAAGAUCUCAAGAGAUGCGGAGGCAUUUUCCAGGCUUUUCGCUUGUCGCGCUGGAUAUGCAAUCUUCAGGCUCGGUAUGGCGUCAAAUUCAGCACGUCGGCGUUCUAUAGCGUCUGCAUUGUCACGGAAUACAGAGCGGCCGCUACCUGGACUGUCCUGCAGGUCGCCGAAGCUAAUGGCCAUGCAUCGGAAGGGCAUCAAAGCUCCGUUCAGUUCGAAAAGCUCGUCAACGCUGCCAAAAGCCUCUACAUCACCAAGGUUGAUGGCAGCAAAGGCAAGUGCCAGGUACUCGCAUCGCCCCAUAUACUUUUCCGUCAGUUGGUGGGCCUAGACGAUAAGCCAGUCGAAAGCGGAGCUGAUGAAUCUCGUCCACCACAUCUCUUGACUGUACCCAGCCCAGCUGUUCUUCACGUGUACAUCCGCGCCCUUGGCUGGCUGUCUCGUUACCUGGAACUGCAUCACCUAGCGCAAUGGAUGCUCAAAUUUCGCGGGGAGCUCCUUGUGCGUAGGAAACAGGACAGAAAUGGAGAUGAAAUGAUGCGAAGAGCCAUCGUAGCGUUGCGUGUCUUCUUGGAGAGAAGUUGGCUUCCCGGAUGCAAGGCUGGAAUCAAUUACCAAGUCUGGGACGAUGGCAGCGCGCUUGCUGACACUCGGAAGAGGCUCCAAGCUAUGCAAGCGCCCGCCAGUGAUGAGCUUAUCGAUUCUAUCAAGGAUAUUGUUGAACAGGUGGAAGAAUGGGGAGGUUGGCCGAGCGAUGAUGAGGUGGAAUGGUAUUCUGCUGACCAACGGUUCCAGUCGUCUAGAGAGUAUUAUGAGAAGUGGAAACAGAAGCGGAUCGAGAAGCGGACCGAGAGGUUGAAGUGGUGGCAGGAGAAGCGCAACAAGAAGCGGAACCAGGAAUCAGAAGUAUGAGAAGUAGGUAUGUUCCACUAGAGCCUUAUCCGCGCUGUAGAGAAGAAACCAUGUGAAAAAGCAG